GCGUCACGGCCAGUUCCGGCGCGGGCAGUUGGAAGGCGGGCAUGGCGGAGCUGGACUCCUCGCUCAUGCUGCUGGAGGCGGGCGGCGGCCGGGACCCGCGGCCGCAGCUGGCGCCGCCGGCAGGGCAGGCGGAGGGCGACGAGGACUUGAUGCCCAUGGUGUUCCUCUGCGCCGGCUGCAAGCGGCCCGUGGGCGACACGCUCAGCUGGGUGACCAACGACGAGGAGACGGGCUGCGUCGUGCUGCGCAGUGCCUCCCCCAGCGUCUCGGUGGACAAGGAGCAGAAGCUGUCCAAGCGGCCCGGAGAGUGCGGAUGCAUGAUUGAGACGUUGUUCUGCUCCGGCUGCUCCAGGACGCUCGGCAGCAUCUACAGGUGCACCCCGAAACAUCUGGACUACAAGAGGGAUUUGUUCUGUUUCAACGUUGACUCGAUUGAAAGUUACACUUUAGGAUCUUCAGAAAAGCAGGCUGCUACUGAUGAAGAACCUCUAACUCUUGAAAGUCGAGCUGCCUUGGAAGAAGCACUAGAAAGGGCAGACACCAUACUAAAGGCUCUGGAGGCGAGGAUGACUGCUGUUGAAGCAAGUAUUGAAUCUCUUCACGAUGUCUGAUUCUCUUCAAAAUAAUCUUUGGAAGAGAGCUUCCUGCAUCUAAACUAACUGCUGGAGAAGGAUAUGUGUGAAACUUGUCCUUCUAAUACUUUGGAAUCUGUGGGAACACUGUGAAAGCUGAACAAAGAAAUGAAAGACAGAAGGGGCUGCUAUAGUCAGCAUUGUUCUACUGCAACAGUUCUUCACCACUGAGUGCCUUCUCCUUUAAAGAGAAUACCCCAGGGAGAGUUUGUUUGUAUAGACUUUUGUUUCAUAUGUAAAUAUUUAUUUAAAUUUUUACCUCUGACAGCAAAGCAUUUAUCUCCUGAAUUCACUGUAAACCUGUAUCUGCUGAACUAGGUUUGUAUCUUUCCUAACUGAUUAAAAAAAAAAAAAAACAAACCUCUGACUUCAGUUGAAGUAGCAAUAUAUGUUACUUUCUUGUCUCUACAGCCUUUGCUUGACCUGUGCUCAGAGACAGAAAUGGUCCAGUAACAUUUUUUUGCAAGCUCAAGGCUAAAAUGAAAUAACUGUAAAGAAGGCUUUAAAAGCAUUUGAUUAAAUGGCUUUCCAUUCAAUACUGAAGGUCAUGUGUGACAGCUUCAAGGGAAGGAAAACAAACAAGGCUGGUGUGUGUUCGAGCAGUGAAUUCAGCGCUAAUUAAGAGUGGUUGUCAUUACUUUGUUUCAAUGUAGAUAUUUUGGCUUUUACUUUGUUCUUCUGUGUAUUUAGGCAUUAGGGUUUCUGAUAUGGUGUUCAUGUUCAGUGACUUUUUUCACCAAUAAAACAAAAGAAAAGUAAAUGAAAAUA
This is a messenger RNA of Anas platyrhynchos (mallard), 1400 nucleotides long. RefSeq names its product MIS18 kinetochore protein A (gene MIS18A). Gene Ontology annotation, cellular component: chromosome, centromeric region; nucleus; chromatin. Lineage: Eukaryota; Metazoa; Chordata; Aves; Anseriformes; Anatidae. Gene Ontology annotation, biological process: chromosome segregation; CENP-A containing chromatin assembly. The record is from RefSeq and is a predicted model, not a curated record.